Messenger RNA from Porites lobata, 6027 nucleotides. The record is from the annotation of a GenBank genome assembly. NCBI's taxonomy places the organism in Eukaryota, Metazoa, Cnidaria, Anthozoa, Scleractinia, Poritidae.
AAUUGUUCUGCCGAUCGCCAUGUUCCAAUGGAGGCUGCUCUUCUACUCUCCUGGGCAGCGAGGAAUUUAUCUGAGAAGGGUUAUAAAUAGACGUUUUUCUUACAUUAUUCUCGGCGAUGAAAAGAACGUAAGUAAAGCAUAGUAUUUUGUUUUGUUUUAAAUGCAUUCGUCCAUCAUCUGCAUGAUUUCAUAUCGAUCUCCAGACUGGAAGCUAAGCGCUGUCAACUCAUGUUAACUGGAUCUUUCCUGGAUUUAAUUUGUAAAGUUCUUUAGCGCCUUUUUUAUAUAUUCUUUACUAUAUUUUUUUGUAGAAAGGUGUACCAGUAAAAGCAUGGAUCAAGGGUGUUCCAGUUGAGAAAGAUGCAACGGAUCAACUUCUUUCUUUAGCAAAAUUGCCAAUUGUCCAUUCUCAUGUAGCUGCUAUGCCUGAUAUGCAUCUUGGGAAGGGUGCUUGUGUGGGAUGUGUGGUUCCGACUGUGGGUGCCAUCAUCCCCUCUGCUGUCGGAGUGGUAUGGUCUAGAUUUGACAACUGUCAUUUUUGUCCUGUAAUAAAUACCGUAUUCACUCAGUUAUAUGCUGCCCUUGAUAAAUGCUGCAGAUGGAAGCUAAAAUACCACAAAAUGCCGCCCUGGAAUAAAAGCCGCACCCAAUAGAAAUAUUAACACCGUGGUGUUUAAUUAUGUAGAUAUGGUAUGAUUCUUUCUCGUGAGAUCAUUUAAGAGAAAAGUCCUGUCCAAUUUAAAGAUCAACGAUUAGUACCCCUGGGCAAGCCUUCUUCACCACCCCAUGGCCAGUCACUUGAACAAAGCUGAAGUUGUUCAAAUUUCCAUAAUGUUAUGGCAGUGAAGAAUGUUGCUCAAAUUCCCCACCUUCAUGUCUUAAUAGUUGAUCUUGCGUAGUAAAAACGCCAAGAAGUUAUUUUUGUUAAAUACAGUGGAUUAGCUCUCCUAAUGGACGCUCUUGUAAGCUGAUCGAACAGCUCUACUUAAGGCGGCCUUCACAAAACCCUGUUUUUGUCAACUCCAAUACAAACUCUAUAUCUUUAUAUUCCCGUAAGUGGCCAGACACCUUUUUCGCAUCCCGAGGGUGUCCACUCACUACAGUGUCCACUGUAUCUAUAAGUAAAAGAUUCCGGGUUGUGGUGUAUGCCAUCAUACCACAGGCUCUUGCAUCAUUCUCUCUAAGCUGUAUGUGGCACAUUUUAGAGUAAAUUGCUCAAAAAUAAAUGUCUGUUGAAUUUUCCUGCCAGAGCACAAUCUUUUCGUAACGAAAAGAUGCAAUAUAUUACACAGGACAUUGGAUGUGGAAUGAUGGCAGUAAGGACAACACUAACAGCAAAUCAGCUGCCAGAUUCCUUGAAGAACCUUCGUACAGCUAUUGAACAGGCUGUACCACAUGGGCGGACUCAUCAGGUCUGUAACCUUUGGUGCCGGAAAUGAUACUGUGAAAUCAUUUAUUGCAGAAAAUAUCAAGAAAAGUUAACAAAUAUAUAUUUUUUAAUGAGAGUAAGAAAAAAUAAUACAUCAAAGUCUUCAACAAACUGUUGCAAGAACAGUGAGGGUCACAGGUCAGUGAUGUGCGCUAUUACCUACUGUAAAAUUCCGAAAAUAAGCCCCUCCAAAUAUAAGCCCCCCAAAAUCAUAAUGCAAAAAACCCUCCAUUAAAUUGCCCCUCUGAAUAUAAGCCCCCUGGGGGGCUUGUACUUGGAAUUUGCCCUCAAAUACAAAGUUAAACAAAGCAAAAAUGGUAAAUUUCCUUCCCAUUGCAAGCUACCCCAAUCGAUAUUGAAACGCAAAUUUCCCUCCGUACAUAAGCCCCUCCAAAAAUAAGCCCCUCAAAAAGGGCCUUUGAAAAAUAUAAGCCCCAGGGCUUAUUUUCGGAAUUUUACGGUAUCUUCCUCUUUAAAUGAAGUCUUUUACUUGGUGUUUGAUUUGCCACCUACUUGUCAUGGAACUAGCUGGAGUUAGCAUAUGCACACUCAACUAAUCAUGAUAGGUGACAGCGGUAUAUGGAAUGGAACACUCAUUAUUAAAUCUUUAGUCUAAGAAUGAUAAAAAAAUGUAUAGGUCAGGGCAAAAAAUAAUGAAAAUAAUAACAAUCAUGAUGAUAAUAAUGGUGAUGAUGAUGAUGAUGAUGAUGAUGAUGACAAAGUUAAUAAUAAAAUUAUUAUUUUUAGGGUCGCAAGGGUGAUGUUGGUGCAUGGAAGUCAAGUGACAUUCCACAGUUUGUCGUAACGGAGUGGGAUAAACUCAAGAAAGAGUAUGAAUACAUCUGUAGUCGGCAACCGAUGGCGAAGGCACAGAAUAACGUGAAUCAUCUUGGAACAUUAGGCACUGGAAACCACUUUAUUGAGGUAAUGUGCGUAUGGGAUGUGGUUUUACUUUUAAUUUAUUGAUGAUGGGUUUUGUUACAAUCCCUGCUUUGGCAAUUUUUUAUAGAAAUUUUGACCUGUUGAGUGGUAUUUACACCAUUCCCUUUCACAGUUUUUUCAACUUUUGAAAUGGACAAGUUAGGGAAAUUUUCAUUGACACCACUGGAAAGAUUGCCUUUAUUAGCUUAUAUUCAUCUCCUGUCAGUAAUGUCUGUUUCCUGGUAGGUAUGUCUUGAUGAAGAAGAUAGAGUUUGGUUUAUGUUACAUUCUGGGUCACGUGGUCCUGGCAACAGAAUUGGAACAGUGUACAUUGAACUUGCCAAGAAUGAUAUGAUGAAACUGGACAAACGAGUUAAGGUACAUGAAUGCCAAAAUUGUCGUGUGUAUUCGGCUGUGGUUGUGGUUGCUUUUGGCUGCUGUUUGGCCAUUUGAUUGCAAAGUUAAGGGAACUGUUUAGAUAGUCAUACAUGCUCUUCCAACUUAAUGUUGGACAAAGGUGUUUGAUCGUUUACUAGUUGGGGUGUAAUGUUGACCUAAUAUACAUAUUCUUCCCACUGUUGUUGUCCAUGCAUUAUCGAUAUAUACUGAUUGAGAAAAAAUUUUAUAAGGAGAAAUUUGUUGCUGUUCACCUACCAUUCAGGCUGAUCAAGGGUUAACACUUUUCACUCCUUCAGGGUUAAUUGUAGAAGCCUUAUGAGGCAAAUGUGUGAGAAUAAAUAACCAAACAAAGUGCAUUUUAGAAAUGCGCUUUUUAUGGAUCAUGUUAAGGCAAACAGUGCAUUUGGUUUGUAUCGGUCGCUUAGCUCUGAGCUGUACUGUGCUGUAUGUGUAACAAUUAAGCCUACGGACAAAAGCCUGUGGAACACUGUAUUUCUGCUCAUCAUCGUUCUAGUUCCACAAAAACCAAGGAAAAAUGCUAUAGAAUAGUAGGUAAACCAUCAACAACAUCAAUGUGAUGAAGACUAUUCUGUUUUUGUUGAACAGGUUGAUAAAGAUCUGGCUUACCUUAAAGAGGGCACAAAGAAUUUUGAGGAUUAUGUGUUUGCAGUGACGUGGGCACAGAAGUUUGCCCGUGUAAACCGUGAUAUCAUGAUGUCAAGUGUUCUGCAGGCAGCUCACUCUUGCAGCAAUAUUCCACAAUUUGAAGUGGACCCAUUUAGCAAGGCUGUUAACUGCCACCAUAACUAUGUGAAUUUAGAGAUGCAUUUUGGAAAAGAAGUGUUUCUUACAAGAAAAGGGGCCGUAAGUAACAAGAUACUAAAAUUUGGUAUUAUAUAAAAUACUCCAUAAGGCCCUUCUCUGUUGGUUCAGUUGAAUGUUCACAAAAAAGUUUUGUAAGCAAAACAAACAAAAACACAAAGCCAAAAGCAGGCCAAAAAUAAAAGAACCUAUGUCAGGAAUUUUCUGCCUGCAUUUAUUCAGUUUUUUGGGAUACGCUUGUGUUUUUCUUUUUGUGCUAUGGUUCUUGUUAAUUCAAGUUUUGAAAUACCAUGAUGUCAACUACUCCAUGAUUUCAGACAUGUCAUUCAGUUGCUUUUUUUUCGACAUUUUGAACCGGGGUACUUGCAUCUCUUGUUGGUGAAUGCACGGUCUAGUCCAUUUAACACAAGGACUCGCCCUGUUAAAAAAUAUAUAUACUACAGUGGAACCUCGAGUUAACGAAGGGCCAAGAGACUGGAAAAAUGUGUCCGCUUUAUCGAGGUUUUUUUUCAUAUAUCUUGCUAUGACUGGGGUAAAGAAAAUCGUUCGUUAUACGGAGGACUUCGUUAUAUAGAGGUUCGUUAUAUCGAGGUUCCCCUGUAUUUGCUUUGUGGUCUAGUAUGUCAGUGAUAUUAUUAAUAUUAAUAUUAUUAUUAUUAUAUGAUGAUGAUGAUGAUGAUUCCCACAAGGUUUCUGCUCGUGAUGGUGAAUUGGGCAUCAUACCAGGGUCCAUGGGAGCACGAUCCUACAUCGUCAGAGGCAAGGGAAACCCUGAAUCAUUUCACAGGUAGGUGGUUGUCUAAUUGACGACUGAAUUUUGGCUUUUUAUUCUAAGCAAAGCGCGUCAUGAGUUUUUAACGUAAGUAAUAGCACUAAUAUCCUUCUUCUUAAAUCACCAUCAUCAUCAUCAUCAUCAUCGCCAUCCUCAUCCAUAUUAUCUUCGUCAUCACCAUUAUCAUUAUCGUCGGUGUCGUCGCCAACGCCACCCUCAGAUUCGAUUCUUGGUCAAUCAACUUCGGCAAAUACGCUUUGUCUGUAGUCGACUAAUUUGCAACCUCAGUUAACGUUUUACCUGCCAACGUUAUAAUAGGAGGUUGAAUGCUUAAUCAUUCUCUUUUGUGGUAAUUUUCUCCUUAGUUGUAGUCACGGAGCUGGGAGGACCAUGUCGCGAACCAAAGCCAGGAAAAUGUUUUCAAUUGAAGAUCACGUGCGUGCAACAGAAGGCGUGGAAUGUCGAAAGGACGCUGGCGUCAUCGACGAAACACCAAUGGCUUACAAGGACAUCGAUGACGUCAUGGCAGCGCAGAGUGACCUCUUAGAUGUUGUUCACAGACUCAAGCAGGUGCUGUGCGUGAAGGGGUGAUAUAGCGGAAGUGAAACUGAUGAAAAUUAUAAAGUUUGGUCAACGGUGAAUUCGAAAACUGUCAACUCUGCGGUCACGAGCAAAGGACAGUCAAAAUAAUUUCUCAAGGCACCUGUGGUUAUCUAGUCUACCUACAGUUCACUUGGUCCCAGAGAUAUCAGAUUUCAUGUUACCUCCUCCUCUACCGUGGGCCAGACAGUUAUGCCACUGUACUACAGACACCUAUUCAUACAGACUGUUCAAUUGACAGUUAUGCCACUAUACUACAGACACCUAUUCAUACAGACUGUUCAAUUGACAGUUAUGCCACUAUACUACAGACACCUAUUUAUACAGACUGUUCAAUUGACAGUUAUGCCACUAUACUACAGACACCUAUUCAUACAGACUGUUCAAUUGACAGUUAUGCCACUAUACUACAGACACCUAUUCAUACAGACUGUUCAAGUGACAGUUAUGCCACUAUACUACAGACACCUAUUCAUACAGACUGUUCAAUUGACAGUUAUGCCACUAUACUACAGACACCUAUUCAUACAGACUGUUCAAUUGACAGUUAUGCCACUAUACUACAGACACCUAUUCAUACAGACUGUUCAAUUGACAGUUAUGCCACUAUACUACAGACACCUAUUCAUACAGACUGUUCAAUUGACAGUUAUGCCACUAUACUACAGACACCUAUUCAUACAAACUGUUCAAGUGACAGUUAUUCCACUAUACUACAGACACCUGUUCAUACACACUGUUCAAUUGGCCUGAAAAGACCAAAAGACAAGUUGGCCAGUACCUCUAUCAGAGUACGGAGACCUGCAACACUAGACCCAUUAGGUACGUCUUACACGGUCGUCUCUUUGGUCUCCGUAUGAAUAAAGUAUCAAUGUACAUUAAUACAAAUGGAGUCUUACCCGUUUUGCGCUACACAGCCUGGCUGGAGAUACGCGCAGGAAUAUGAAGCUAGAGUCAGCCACCGUGGAGAUUUGGCUCAAGGGGUUGACACUGAGAAAUUUGAGCCGAAAAUAUGCAUUAUCUGCAUGACAUUACGUCAUCAGUAAGGAGUGAAACUUACUCUGAAUAGCCAUCUACGGAAUGU